AGUCAGGGACCCAAGAUGCGAUUGCAAAGGUAGAUCAGACUAUAAUUGCAUGUGAAGAAAGUUAAAAGAACAUGUUUGUUAAAGAAAGUUUUUGCGGUAGGUUAAUUCAUCAACUCGUAUGAGCUGACGACAUGGUAGGCUACAGUAAUUAAAUUUUAAAGGUUGAUGAAUGCUGCAUGCGCGACUCGGUGUUUGGUUACUUGAGGCGGAACAGAGAUGCCCAGUCUUUCCUCUGCCUUCAAGUGACUUUAAUUAUGGCCCGCUGCGUGGACUCCACUCAAAGGUUUCUACGAAAAUACGCGUUCCCGUUUUUGUUGUUUGGAUACAUACUCUUUGUACUAUUUGGCGCAUUUGUCUUUAUGGCGCUUGAGGAAUCUGGUGAGAAUCAUUUGGUGACCGAAGUACAGGACCUUCGAAGGACGUUUCUCAAGGAAAACGGCUGCAUUCAUGAGACACGGCUGGAUAUUCUGCUACGAGAGGUGCUCUUCGUUGGGAAAAGCGGUGUUGCGGUGCUGGAAGCAGACAGCGAUCAAUACAACUUUGACUUCACAUCAUCACUCUUCUUCGUCACUACCUUUCUUACAACCACAGGUUAUGGCACCACCAUGCCCUUAUCGGACGGGGGCCGCCUGUUCUGCAUCCUCUACUGCAUGCUGGGGAUCCCCGUCACCCUGCUCCUCCUCGCCUGCGUCACUCACGCCCUCCUCCCCUGGGUGACCGGCAGGCCCGUCCUCUACCUCCAAACCCGAUGGGCCUUCUCCAAGAACCGUGCUGCGCUAAUUUACGCGUGCAUGCUAGCCGGCGCUACGGGCGUGGUCUUCUUCCUAAUCCCGGCCGUCGUUCUCUCGCUGGUGGAGCGCGACUGGAACUUCCUGGAGGCGCUCUAUUUCUGCUUCAUCUCGCUGAGCACCAUCGGCCUCGGUGACUACCUGCCGGGACGCACGCAUAGCAAGGCGGCGCGACAAGGGUUAGAGUUCGCCACCUCCUGUUACCUCGUUGUGGGUCUGGUGGUUCUGCUGGUUGUCCUGGAGACGUUCUGGGUGCUCCCGCAGGUGCAGGCACUGAUCCGAGUCUUCACCGGGCCCCAGAGCACGGAGCUAAAGGGGGAGGACCUGGACGAGAUGGUCCAGGGCUGGGAACACGAGUACCCAAACUCCCCCGAGGAUACGCCUGAAUAUGCCCUUCCCAUCUCCACCAUCUCCCCCUGCCACCAGGAACAGCACUCUCCUGAGCCCUCGCCAAAGAAGGCUUUUUCCCCUGACCAGCCUGCAGAUACCCCACCACCCGGUCCGGAUGACCCAACGCAGUAACACUGUGGUGUCGAAUUGCACUGACUGACUGAAGUUUCAUGGCGGUAUUGUUUACAUGACCUGGUAUUCGCCAUCUUAUAUAAGUGUUGUCACGAGUCAUGUUGACAGAGACAAUGUGGAGUACCUGUCAUUUCUGUCUAAAUGAACAAUGUUACUCCAUUAACUUAAUCAGCAUGGUGGUUGAUGAGUCAUUAAAUGAUUGAUUAUUUUGGUCUGGUGUACUCAGGCUUGAUUCCAGGCCUCUGUAGAUGAGGAUGAUUAGGUUUGCUUACCCCUUACAAUACAAACAGUAUGACUAUAAACAUAAGAUGUUUAUGUGGAAUAGGUUUACAAUACCAAGCAGAGGAGCAUAUUUAUAUUUACUGAAUCCAAUUGCUGUAUGCAGUUCUUGACAUUUAUGUCUUCUAAUCACUAGCCACCAUUUUCUGUCAUGAUAUGACUUCCCUAUUACUGUCUAUGUCUGUUUAGUGUUGGCUAUCCGCAAUCCCUGUCACUGAUAUCAACAGUGUUUCUGUGUAAGAUUACUGUGUUAAUAAUACUUGUCUUGAUAAGAAUUGAUGCUCUUUCAUUUUUGGUUCAUUUCAUUUUCGAGGUAGAUUUGAUGAGAAUGAAACAUACCUGGUCCAUAUGCUACUCACUGAGUCCAUAGACCAGACCAAAAAUCAACUCAACCAAUGUGUUGGUCUAAUAACAGUUUCAGAGUACCUCUACUCCUCUUGCAGGCAUUUGGCAUGUCAUACCACUAGGGGGCAGUCCAUACUCUCCUGACAGUAUGAAGAACAUGAACUCAUGUUUGAGAAAGGACUUCAAAUCUGCCAUACAGUUUUCUACUGCGGUUGAGUCGGAGUAAGUGAAAAUUAAGUGAAACGAUAAUUAAAUAAAUCAGUUGAACAUUAUUUAACCAUGUUGGCUGGUUCAUUUACAUACCUCAUUUUUGUGGUCUUCCUGUAAACCAUGUUUGCAUGUGGUGCCGUUUCCACAACUGACACUGUGGCUUUCUGUGGUGUUUCUCGGCGUGGCUGGUCUCUUUGUCUGAGUGCAGUGUUAUGCCCGGCAUGAUGACUCUGAUGACCAUGUGGCGAGUGCUGAACUCCCCGGCAUCCUGCCUGUCACCUAGAGCAAACAUAAACACCCCAUUUCAUCUGCUCUUAUUAGGUCAUCCAGACUCUUAGGUCACGCAGAGGUUUGGGGCCUGGUCGAUCUGGUCUGUGUGUGUUUCUGGGCUUAUAGACUCAUUAAAAGCACUGUGAUUUUCUUUCAGGGGUGACGGAAUGGGCUCCUGAAUGCUCAAGUGUGUAUGAAUGAAUGGAGGAUUCAAUGGCUCGCUU
Clupea harengus (Atlantic herring) is the source of this 2638-nucleotide messenger RNA. It is a transcript of the gene kcnk7, whose product is annotated as potassium two pore domain channel subfamily K member 7. Gene Ontology annotation, molecular function: potassium ion leak channel activity; outward rectifier potassium channel activity. The record is from RefSeq and is a predicted model, not a curated record. Gene Ontology annotation, biological process: stabilization of membrane potential; potassium ion transmembrane transport. NCBI's taxonomy places the organism in Eukaryota, Metazoa, Chordata, Actinopteri, Clupeiformes, Clupeidae. Gene Ontology annotation, cellular component: plasma membrane.